Molecule: messenger RNA, 3265 nt
Organism: Perca fluviatilis (European perch)
Lineage: Eukaryota; Metazoa; Chordata; Actinopteri; Perciformes; Percidae
Exons: 16
Biological process (GO): positive regulation of transcription by RNA polymerase II
Cellular component (GO): nucleus
Molecular function (GO): single-stranded DNA binding; protein binding
Source: RefSeq, a predicted model, not a curated record
CACUCACUUGCGGUUGCCAUGGCGAGCGGGCGGUCCUGAACAGCGGGACAUCCAAUGGGAGACGACGCUGCUUGUGUCACCAUGGUGACGGGGCUGUGCCCAGGGAGGUUGUGAUGGGUUGACAGGUGCGUGACAAUCGGAGCUCUCUGCAAGCAUGUACGCCAAAGGCAAGAGUAGCAACGUGCCGUCCGACAGCCAAGCCAGAGAAAAGUUAGCUCUGUAUGUGUAUGAGUACCUGCUGCAUGUAGGAGCACAGAAGUCAGCACAGACCUUUCUCUCAGAGAUCCGAUGGGAGAAGAACAUCACAUUAGGAGAACCUCCGGGGUUCCUCCACUCAUGGUGGUGUGUUUUCUGGGACCUGUACUGUGCGGCUCCAGAGAGAAGAGACACAUGUGAACACUCCAGUGAGGCCAAGGCCUUCCAUGAUUACAGUGCUGCAGCAGCUCCCAGCCCCGUCCUUGGGAACCUUCCCCCAGGAGAGGGCAUGCCAGUGGGGCCGGUCCCUCCAGGAUUCUUUCAGCCAUUUAUGUCACCUCGAUACCCCGGAGGACCCAGACCACCUCUCAGAUUACCCAAUCAGGGACUUGGAGUCCCAGGUGGCCAGCAUAUGUUACCCAGUGGAAUGGACCCCACAAGACAGCAAGGACAUCCAAAUAUGGGAGGACCAAUGCAGCGGAUGACUCCACCCAGAGGCAUGGUACCGCUAGGGCCCCAGGGCUAUGGAGGAGGGAUGAGACCACCACUAAAUGCCCUGGUUGGUCCUGGGAUGCCUGGCAUGAACAUGGGACCUGGUGGGGGCAGACCCUGGCCAAAUCCUCAAAACUCCAAUUCAACCCCUUACUCUUCUGCAUCUCCAGGAAGUUAUGUGGGACCUCCAGGAGGAGGGGGCCCACCUGGGACCCCAAUAAUGCCAAGUCCAGCAGAUUCAACCAACUCUGGCGACAACAUGUACACUAUGAUCAACGCAGUCCCUCCAGGUGGAAGCCGGCCAAAUGUGAGACAUUUCUCUUUCUGUAUCUUCUCAGUUUUUCUAUGUUAUUAGGUACUCGAUUUUGGAAUGGCUGGAAUGGAGCCCCAUCACAUGAAUGGAUCGUUAGGGUCAGGUGAUAUGGACAGUCUCCCCAAGAACUCUCCUGGUAACCUAAGUAUGAGUAACCAGCCCGGGACCCCCAGGGAGGAUGGAGAGAUGGGAGGAAACUUCCUUAACCCUUUUCAGAAUGAAAGUUAUUCUCCAAACAUGACGAUGAGCGUGUGAAGGCUCUGGGAGCAGGUUUGGUUCAGUCGCCCAGUAACCUGGUGUGGAUCAGUGAAAAGCAGAGAGACCGGAUGUGAUGUCAUCUGGGCCAGUGACUCUUCCUCCACCACCACCUGCCUAGCCAGGACAGUUGCCCCAGGCUCGGUCCUACUACUACCCCCUACACCCCACCCCUCCAUUGUUUCUGUCCACGUCUCUUCUCUCCUGUUUCUUCUCCCGUUCUAAGUGACUCUGCUACAUUCAUCAGUUCUUCCUCUGCAACUAUGAGACUGUACAAAGGAACCAAAUUGAAACAACCCGGAGGAGAACUCUUUGUAUAUUUGCAUAUAGUGUGUAUGAGACUGUCCACACACUCCAGUCACAGACAGACGUGUCUGCCUUUUGCAUCAUAUUACAGAGUUUAUGCCCAAAAACCAAUGGUCAGUAUCCGAUUCAUGUUAAAGUUUAAAUUUUCAAGAAUCUAAAGAGAUAUAGACACUUUUUGAUUGAUGGUUAAGUCUAAUCUAACUGGUUGGUCACGUGGAACAUCAAUUGUCUUCAAAAAUAAAUUUGUCCAUUACUGAAGAUAAUUGACAUCAUAAUCAUAUUACCCCGAUGUUUAUUUGAGGCUUGUGCAGAUAUUUGGCUAUUUGUUCUAUACUUUUGGUAUUUUUUUGAAUUUCCAUUCCCAAAUCCAGCCAGAAAUGUGGAAUAAGAUCUCUUCAAAGUCAGCUCUUUAAUCAUGAUUUGCCGAAAGGCUUCAGGACAACCUGAACUAUUCGUCUGCGUUUGAAUUUGAAGUUACAUAGCAUGUUUUUUUGGGGGAAAAAGAGCUUUGUUCAAGGCUUCAAACGAGACCACGUACAUUUUGAACUGUGCUACUAGUCAUACCAGACCAAGUAGGCUGUACAAACAAAAUCCCUGAGUGUACUGCAUUGAGCGAUGGUGAGUUUUAGUUAUUUCAAAAGUUAUAGUCUCGCUUUAAAUCAUAUCCGAUAUGCUGAUUGCUGAGAGCAGUAAGGAUACCACUUGGGAAGAAGGUUUGCACUAAAGUUGAUUCCCAAUAGUACAGAUUAAAAAGUAAUAAACCUUUGUUGCGAUUCAAACUGUUAGACUCCCCAGUAUGAGUUUCCCUUUAAAGGAUUUUACAUUUUGUUAACUGUACAAGCAUAGGGCAAAGAUUAAAAUGGGAAGAAGCAAAAGAUGAGCAAUUGAUUUUUUUUUGUUUUAAAUAUAUAACUAUGUUAUCUAACGAGGGGACACUGAACCUGUGCAUGUAGUUAUAUGAUUUGUUUUGAGUGUUUUUCCUAAGGCUGGUCACACCUCUAGUUCUUUGUCCAAAUGAUUUAUCAGUUUAUGUCCUAGAGCCACAGUUGCAAAAUGGAUACAAUGGCCCACAUUCUUUUGACAUAAAAUGUUAAAAAGAGAGAGAGAAAUCAAAGACAGAUGACCAGUAUGAGGGGUAAACUGCAGGACACAAGCUUAUAAAGUCCCUUUGGUCACUCGUACUUUAUUGCCAUCUGGAUAAACUGUGAUCACAGUGUGAUGUAAAGGGUUGGUUGGUACAGAAACUGAACAAGUUUGUUUUUAAUCAAUGUUUUAAACGUUUUUCACUGCCCAAGAUGUAUUGUCAUCAUGUGCAAAAAGGUUGAUAUGCCUGUGAACAUUUACCCCUCCCUUACUGCAAAGUGUACAGCUUACAAAUGUAGCUCCUCUGUCUUGUAUGUGUAUUUGAUAUUAUUAUUAUUUAAAGAAAACUCUGAAGAGAAUUAUUGCAAAAGGGAGGGAUGGACUGAUUAUGCGCCAUCACAACUGAACAGAGAUAUUUUAUUUUGUUUUUGUGUUAGAUUGAAGCCAUAAGUUGGGAGUACAAGAUGCAUUUGUAAAUUGAACCAUGUUUUUCUGUUUCCUGGGACUCCAUUUGUGAUGUGUUCAUUUUCUCUUUUUUAUUCUUGUAUUAUGUUUUUGUAAAUACACAGAGAAGUAUUUCAUGCGUUUUGAAUAUGCUACUAUAAAUCUUCUCUUCCCUUA